UCCCCCACAAAUCGUCGGUGCAAGCGCCAUUGUUGUUGAGAAAAGUCCAGUGGCUAAGUGCGACGGUGUCUGGUCUCGGCGGAAGCGUGUUUUUCAACGUGCCAACGAACAACGGCGUUUUACCAGAGAAAUUGUUGUGCCAUUAACACGGCCACGGAACAGUCCGCCCUACGCGUACGGUGCCAGUGAUAUUUGUCUAGCCAGUUUUUUAACAUGCCUCUGGAUAAACAGGAUCGCCUCUUGGAUACAUUUACAUCUAUGGAACGAGUGCAGUGAUAUUGUUCAUUAGUUAGUCAGUUGUUUUGGUCGGUCGCCGGGAAAAAUAACGUCCAAACUGUUUAAAACGGCUGCAGAUAUGGUGAAAAGGUCGGAUGGCACCGAAUCUCCCAUAUUAGAGGAACAAGAGAGUGCCAACUCGGACAAGCCCAAACAAAUCAUAAAAUACGGUGAACUAGUCAUAUUAGGGUACAAUGGGUUCCUGCCGCAGGGCGACAAGGGUCGCAAACGGAGCAAGUUCGUGCUGUAUAAGCGACCCAUCGCCAAUGGGGUGAAAAGGUCGCGGCACUACGUCGUCAAGACGCCGCACUCGUCCCAAGCGAUACUCGACGCCAACCAGCAUUCGAUUUCCUACACGCUGUCGCGGAACCAUGCGGUUAUCGUCGAGUAUACCAAGGACGAGGACACAGAUAUGUUUCAGAUCGGGCGUUCAUCGGAGAAUCCCAUUGAUUUUGUUGUAAUGGACACCAUUCCCGGUGACAAAACGGGAGACAACAAAGUGAUGCAGAGCACGAUAUCAAGAUUCGCCUGCAGAAUUUUAUGUGAUAGAAACAAUUCUAAAAUAGCUAGGAUAUACGCCGCGGGCUUCGACACCUCGAAAAACAUAUUUUUAGGCGAAAAAGCGAACAAAUGGCAGGAAAACGGUCGCGAAAUCGACGGCUUGACGACGAACGGUGUGUUGAUCAUGCAUCCUCGGGGCGGCAGUUUCUGCGGCGGAGACGCCCUCUACGGCUACUGGUUGGAGACAUCAGUCGGCGGCGUGGUGCUGUCGCUAAGAGAAUCUCGGUCUGCGCAGCAGCGCGGUCACGUGGUCGACGAUGAGACCAACGUGUUGCAGGAUGGCACAAUGAUCGACUUGUGCGGCGCCACACUGUUGUGGAGGUCGGCCGAAGGUCUGGCCAAGUCACCGAGCAAACGAGAUUUGGAACGAGAGAUCGACAAGAUCAAUGCGGGCAGACCACAGUGUCCGGUCGGUUUGAACACGUUGGUGAUUCCGAGGAAGGUGACGCCGAACGAGAAUCAACAGCAACCGUACGUAUAUCUAAACUGCGGACACGUUCAAGGAUUGCACGAUUGGGGCCAGGACAAAGACUCGGGCGCCAGAAAAUGUCCCAUUUGUCUUGAGCUGGGACCUGUGGUUAAAGUCAUCAUGGGUAUGGAGCCGGCAUUUUACGUGGACUCCGGUCCGCCGACGUUCGCGUUCAAUCCAUGUGGUCACAUGGCCACUGAAAGAACUGUCAAAUACUGGGCGAACGUGGCAAUUCCGCAUGGCACCAACGGUUUUCAUGCAGUGUGUCCGUUCUGCGCAUCUCCGUUGUCAGGAUCUCCGGGGUAUAUACGGCUUAUAUUUCAAGAUAACGUCGACUAAAGUUAUUCAAAGGCUUUUUAAAGAAUUAAAUUGUCUUUGGCGAUUAUCCGUGAUGUAAACAGUCCCCGAUUAAUUUAUCUUCAGGUUAUAAUAGUAAAAGUGCGAUAUAAAGAUGAUAUGUAGAAUUUAAUUUCCAAAUUUUUCAUUUACUAUUGUGUGUGGGUGUGAAAUAUAACUAGAUUAGUUGACCAAAGCUUUAUUUAUACUGCUAGAUUUAAUGAUAUUUUCCAAAUAUACAGCCUUAUGUGAGAUAUGCUUGCUGAAGUAAAUAUUCUAAAUUAUUAUAAACGAGUUUUAAUGAAAGUAUGUAUCAAGAACUUGUGUGCUUAUGUGCCUUGUAUCGAAUUUUUGGUAUCUGGUGAAUCAAGACUAGAUGUAAAAUUAUUGGACAUAUAAAAAUGUUUAUUUCACCAUAUCUAAAUUGUACAGGGUAUUGAUGUCAUUUAUGGAAAUUUCUUAAUCUCGAACCAUUUUUAUAAAGCUGUCUGAAAAUACAUCUAAUUAACAGUUUAAUCAGCAAAUGUAUUUCACUUGGCUUUCUUGCAUACUGUAUUUCCUGUAUCUUGUAACUAUCACUAUAUGAAAUUUGUAAAUAUUUAUUGGUAUCUAGGGAUUGCGAAUGAGAUAUUUUUUACAUAGAGUUUUAAAGAAAUUGUCCCCGUUAUUUUUAAUAUUCACAGAGUUUUACCGUAAACAACAGGUCUGUAGUUGAAGAGUAUAAUCUGGUCCCAAAGAAGGUUUUACUCAAAAGGACGAGAAAUAGUAGUUUCUUACGUUUAGGGACAAAGGUACAUUUCAAUAUUGUAAUUGACCUUUUCAACCUCAGACCUGCUAUUAAUUUAAAUCGUGUAUAUAAACAAGCAGUUUGUUAUUUAUAAUGUACCUACAACACUACGAAAAAUCUAUAUUACAGAUCAUUUUUGUAUAUACGGUAAGUCUUGACGAUAUCAAAAUAUGAAAGUAUAUAGCUUUUCAACUAUUUAUUAACUGAAUUAUCCGAAAUUAUUGUAAAUAACCGCAUUACAUCGUAAACUGGGAACAAAGAAAAAACACUUUGUUUCUCCCUCUUCCCAAUAUACUAAAGUAUUAAAGACAACAGACUAUUGAUUUUAUCAUCUAGGUGAAUUAAAAUUUGCAGUAACUUAUGUUCUAAUCUUAAGUGCAAAUGUGUGAAUUGUUAAGACUGGUUAGAAUUUAGCUUAUUAUCUAAGAUUAUUAAUAUAUCAAUUAAAAUAAUGUUAAUAAUUUUUAAACAAUGAAAUAUACAUUUUACUUAAUGUGGUAAAUUAUUGUAAUUGAAUACUUUAGGGUGUAUAUAAAAAUGUGUUAUUGUGAUUAAUGGUUACGUUUUAAGUUCUUCCAUUGGGUUCUUCAAUAGGAAUUCAAAUCUAAUUUUCAACGAAACACGAAACAAGAUGUCGUCUUACAGUUACCUGAACAAACAAGGUAAUUUAUAGUUUUAUUGUAACUUUUUUUAAAUAAAGCGUGAUUUAAUGGAAUUAUAAGUAUAUAUAUUUAUAUAUAUACUUUGAUAUUGGACAAUUUCAUUGAAUAAUUUACCAUAAACUAUUAUUUACCUAUGUCCUAAAAAUGUCAAGUAAUUUUGUUUAUCCAAAUUGUGUAUGUAAAUAUUGUAGUAUAAGUUAAAGCCAUAGAUGGUAGAAUUAAGAUAUAGUUACACAAAAUGAAUUUAUCUGUGCCUGGAUUCACUAAUAAAAAAUUAAAAUCC
This is a messenger RNA of Aethina tumida (small hive beetle), 3374 nucleotides long. RefSeq names its product protein pellino (gene Pli). The record is from RefSeq and is a predicted model, not a curated record. Lineage: Eukaryota; Metazoa; Arthropoda; Insecta; Coleoptera; Nitidulidae. Gene Ontology annotation, molecular function: protein binding; ubiquitin protein ligase activity. Gene Ontology annotation, biological process: protein polyubiquitination; regulation of Toll signaling pathway. The transcript has 9 exons. The coding region runs from base 356 to 1645 and encodes 429 amino acids.